Molecule: messenger RNA, 2248 nt
Organism: Parasteatoda tepidariorum (common house spider)
Lineage: Eukaryota; Metazoa; Arthropoda; Arachnida; Araneae; Theridiidae
Biological process (GO): regulation of DNA-templated transcription
Molecular function (GO): DNA-binding transcription factor activity, RNA polymerase II-specific; RNA polymerase II cis-regulatory region sequence-specific DNA binding
Source: RefSeq, a predicted model, not a curated record
AGAAAUGGAUAUCAAAAGACGUCAGCAAAUUCUAAUUCAAAAUAUAUGAAAAAUUAAAUGUGUUUUGUAUUUAAAAUGUUGAAAAUAUCCUUAUUUUCACUGAAAUCAUGUGAAGUGCAUUCGUAGGAAAUCUUCAUUAGGUCUAUUUUCUUAAAGAUCAUCUUAUUUUAUUUCGUUAUCUUCUUUAUAUUAAAAGAAAUUCUCAUUAUCAUUGGAAGGUAGGCAAAAGAAGGAACAUCUUCGUUGUAAAAGUGGAUAGGAUUCAUGUUGCAUAAAUUUUUUCUUCUGAGUUGAAUACACUACCCAGUGUUUCACGACACUUGAAGUUAACCUAUGAUAAUAACCACAGAAAGAUUGUCUAACAUCUUAAAAUUAGCUUCUACUCCUUCUGAGAAAGAUUGAAGAAAUGAAUUGCUAAAAGACUGCAAUAACAUUGAAUGUUAUUUUAAUAUGUUUCUAUGUUGUUCAUUCAUUCCAUUUUAAUUCUUAGACGUUUUGAUUAUAACUUUACAUAUCUUGCUUAAAUACUGCUAGCUACUGUACUUCUUUUGAAAUAUUUUAAUAUUGUGUGUAGUAAUAUUCGCUUUCAUCUGUUCCUCAGGAAAACAUUACUCUGGUAAAUAUAUUAAUUAAAAUUUUUUUAAAACUCUAUUUUAACUUGAGAUAAGACAGUUCACUCUUAUCAAUCCUUACAUAGUUCAUGCAGAAAUCACGAGUACAACGUAAAUUCACUUAAGUUAAUAAAGGUUUGCAGUCAGUAUGAGUUUAGAAGACGGCAAAUUACUUGAUGUUCAUGCUGAUGAGAAGCCUUAUUUUUGUAGUGUAUGUAAUAAAAGUUUUUUAUUUGAAAGUCUUCUGACUGAGCAUAGUUGCAUUCAUACUGGUGAAAAACCUUAUUCUUGUAAUGUGUGUAAUAAGAGUUUUUCAAGGAACUCAACUCUAACUUAUCACAGUUGCAUUUAUACUGGUGAAAAGCCUUAUUUUUGUGACAUAUGUAGUAAAAAAUUCACAACAAGUCGUCAACUAUCGCUUCACAGUCGUGUUCAUGCUGAGGAGAAGCCUUAUUCUUGUAGUGUAUGUAAUAAAAGUUUUUUAUUCUGGAGUCUUUUGACUGAGCAUAGUCGCAUUCAUACUGGUGAGAAACCUUAUUCUUGUAGUGUAUGUAAUAAAAGUUUUUCAUUUAGGAGUAAUCUGAAUGAGCAUAGACACGUUCAUACCGGAGAGAAACCUUAUUCUUGUAGUGUAUGCAAUAAAAGAUUUUCACUGAAGAAAAUUCUAACUAGACAUAGUCAGACUCAUUCUGACGAAAAACCUUAUUCUUGUAGUGUAUGCAAUAAGAAAUUUUCAGGGAAAAGUAAUUUGACUCAGCAUAGCCGCGUUCAUAGUGGUAAAAAACGUUAUCCUUGUAGUUUUUGCAAUAGGAAAUUUUCAAGUAGAAGUUAUCUCACUGAACAUAGUCGCAUUCAUACUGGUGAGAAACCUUAUUCUUGUAGUGUAUGUAAUAAAAGUUUUUCUCAUAAGCAAUAUCUAACUGUACACAAUCGCACUCAUAUUGGGGAAAAACCUUAUAAGAGUCAUCUGACUGAGCAUAGUCUCUUUCAUAUGGUUGAGAAGCCUUAUUCUUGUAGUCUAUGCGAUAAAAGUUUUUCAUCUAAGAGUAAUCUGACUAAACAUGUUCGCAUUCAUACUGGUGAGAAACCCUAUUCUUGCAAUAUAUGCAAUAAAAGUUUUUCAGUUAGGUAUAAACUAACUUUGCAUACUCGCAUUCAUACUAAGGUGAAACCUUAUUCUUGUGACCUGUGUAAUAAAAGUUUUUCAAUAAUGAGUGAACUGUCCAAACACACUUCUGUUCAUAAUAAAGAGAAACCUCAUUCGUGUAGUGUAUGUCAUAAAAGUUUUUUAUAUAGGAGUAGACUGACUGUCCAUAGUCGUGUUCAUAGUGGUGAGAAACCUUAUUCGUGUAUUAUAUGUAAUAAAACUUUUUCAAAUAAACAACCUCUAACUAGGCACAUGCGCACUCAUACCGGAGAGAAACCUUAUUCGUGUAGUGUUUGUAAUAAGGCAUUUUCACAGAAGGAACAUCUAACUAGACACAACAAUAUCACUCAUGCUUGAGAGAUACCAUAUUUUUGUAGUGUGUAUAAUACAGUAGGGAACUGAUUAUCCGGAACGAUCGGGACCAUCUAUAUUCCGGAUAACUGAUUUUUCCGGUUUUCCGAAUCGCUACAAAAAGCCGUUUUUUUUAUAG